CCGGCGGCGCGGAGCGGAGCGGAGCGGAGCGGGCGGUGGUGCGGGCUGCGGUUCCACCAGCAGCGGCGGCUCCGCGGGGCCGCGCCGGUGAGCGCCGCCGGGCGGGGAACGGGGCGCCGGGCUCCGUGCGCGGCUGCGGCCGCUGACCCGCCCCCCACCUCUCCCCGCAGGUCUCGGCCACCCCGGACUCCCCCCGGCUCUGCCCGUCCCUCCGCCUCCCUUCCCCCACCCGCUUUUUGUUAUUUUGUUUUUGUUGUUUUUUUCCCCUCCCGUUUCUCCCCGCAACGUCGCCCCCCGCCGCCCCCCCCCGCAGCAAGAUGGUGCAGAAGAAAUCAGAGAUCCCCGGGUUCCACCGAUCCUUCAAGGGACAAAACCCCUUCGACCUGGAGUUCGACCAGUCCAGCCACCUGGAGCCCGUCUUCAACUUCGAGUGCCCGCCCCGUCCUGACAUGCCUUCAAGUCAACCCAUCGAUAUCCCCGAUGCCAAGAAAAGAAACAAGAAGAAGAAGCGCUGCAGAGCCACCGACAGCUUCUCGGGCAGAUUUGAAGACGUUUACCAGCUGCAGGAGGAGGUGCUGGGAGAAGGGGCCCAUGCCAGAGUCCAGUCCUGCGUGAACCUCAUCACCAACAAGGAGUACGCGGUGAAGAUCAUCGAGAAGCGCCUGGGUCACAUCCGCAGCAGGGUGUUCCGGGAGGUGGAGAUGCUGUACCAGUGCCAGGGACACAGGAACGUCCUGGAGCUGAUCGAGUUCUUUGAGGAGGAGGAGAGGUUUUACCUGGUGUUCGAGAAGAUGAGAGGAGGCUCCAUCCUGACCCACAUCCACCGGAGACGCCACUUCAACGAGCUGGAGGCCAGCGUGGUGGUGCGGGACAUCGCCAGCGCCCUGCACUUCUUGCACAACAAAGGAAUUGCACACAGGGAUCUAAAACCAGAAAAUAUCCUGUGCGAGAGCCCCGACCAGGUCUCCCCAGUGAAGAUCUGCGACUUUGACCUGGGAAGUGGCAUCAAACUCAAUGGCGACUGCUCCCCAAUUUCCACCCCGGAGCUGCUCACCCCGUGCGGCUCCGCUGAGUACAUGGCCCCGGAGGUGGUGGAAGCCUUCAACGAGGAGGCGUCCAUCUAUGACAAGCGCUGCGACCUGUGGAGCCUGGGCGUCAUCCUGUACAUCAUGCUCAGCGGGUACCCCCCCUUUGUGGGCCACUGCGGCUCCGACUGCGGCUGGGACCGGGGCGAGGCGUGUCACACCUGCCAGAACAUGCUGUUCGAGAGUAUCCAGGAGGGGAAGUACGAGUUUCCCGACAAGGACUGGGCGCACAUCUCCUUCGGAGCCAAAGACCUCAUUUCCAAGCUGCUGGUGAGAGACGCCAAGAAGCGGCUGAGCGCGGCGCAGGUCCUGGAGCACCCCUGGGUGCAGGGGUGCGCCCCGGAUAACACGCUGCCGACCCCCAUCAUCCUGCAGAGGAACAGCAGUGCCAAAGAGCUCACCUCCUUCGCCGCUGAGGCCAUCGCCGUCAACCGGCAGCUGACGCAGCGUGACGAGGAUGAGGAGGAGGAGGCGGAGGAGGAAGCACGACCCAUCAUCAUCAAAGCUACCUCACGGGCCAUGCAGCUCUCCCCCCCCUCCGAGUCCAAGCUGGCCAAGCGGCGGCAGAAGAGCAGCCUGGCCAAGGCGGUGGCCGCCGGGCAGCACCUGGUGGCCCCGCUGGUCCUGGUGGCCGACCAAGCCUGAGCUGUGCCCUCGCACCUGCUGGACCCACCGCCCCCUCCUCCUUCUUUCGCUCUUUCCCCCGUCCCCCGAGAGCCCCCGGUUUCUGGCUGGAGACAAGAUCAGGACUCGUCCCUGUGGCUGGUUUCCAAGGUUUUGCUGAUCUUGUAGGUCUGGGGGUGGGAGGGUUUGUUUAAGGUAGUUUUUUUUUUUAAGGUAUUAAAUGGAGCAUGAGGCCGCUCCACCCAGGGCACACUCGAGGACAUCGGACAGACACACGGACUUUUGUUUCCUGACUCUUGGUUUCUGCUCUGACGUUUUCCCCCUCCCUGACACCAAAGGACUCUUUGUAUCUGCGGCUGCUUUGACAAUUUCAGCUCAUUUCAUACUGUGAACAAAGGACCCUCGCUCGCGUUUGCAACAACGGGAGCCGCGUUUUAACCUCCUCCCUCCCGUGGAGCUGCGGGUCUUUCUCUGAUGUUGGGGUAGAUCCCGCAAAAGCCCCUUCCCGGGGGUCCGGAGGCACCUCCCGGGUGCAGGGAGCCCCUCCGUCCCACGUUCGGGGGUGUCCCCGGCUGCGCUUUGGGGGCCCCGGGGGGCGCUGUGCAGGGAACUGCUCGGGCGGGGGGUGCCGGUGCCAGCGAGGAGCAGCGCCCCGUCCCACCCCCUCCCCUUGCCCGCCCGCUCCAGAAUAAGCUAUUCACCCCUUUUUCUUAACUAUUAUUGUUGGUUUUAAACUGCCAGCUGUGCUUCUCUCCAGGGCACAGAGAAACGUCUUCCUUCCCUCCCGCGCUCCGGCCGGCGGCUCCGGGAUAAGGUCAGAGCCGGGGGGUGCACAAGCGCGGGGGCCAUGGGGUUGCACUGGCCCAGGUGUUGCACCCCUGUUUUUUAGGGGGGUCACCAGCGUCUGCACCCUCACCCCUCAGGGAGGGCUGAGGUCUCUGGGGUGGCCGGAGCACCCAAAAAGUUCCUUUGGGAAUAGCGGGGUGCUCUGUGGAAAGGGAACAACCCCCCGUGAGGAGUCGGGAGCUGUAGAACGGUGGUGGCUUCGGGCUGGCCCCGGGGCUGGCGGCAGGAGAGUUUGGGGGUGCCGGGGGUGCCAGGGGUAAGCAGCCGGGCUGGUGGCAGCGCCCAGGGACGCAGCGUGGGGAAGCACCCUGGGCGUGGGGGUGAAGGUUUGGGGACAGGCAGUGCAUGGUGUGACGGGUGUCUGGGUGUGAUGUUCAUGCGUCCGUGUUCACGCGUGUGCCCGUGCCCGUUCUCGGCGCCGGCUUUGGGAAGGGAGCGAGCGCGGGGAGGAUCCGGGAUGCUGAAUCGCGACGAGGCUCUUGGCUGGUUUCUGCCGUGGAUCUGGGCAAGUGGUGCCUCGCCCCCAAAACACUCCCCGCACCCCGCAAACCUCCACUCCCCCCUGCGGGUGGUGCCACCCGCUGCCGUCCCCGUGUCCCCCCUGCGUUAGUGAUCUCCUGUCCCUGCCAGCUCCAUGCCGUGGCUCUAUCGCUGGACAAAGCAGCCUCGGCGCGUGGUGCGCGCGGUGCGGCUUUGGAGCCCUGAGGCUCAGGACUCACUGUCUCCGAAAAAGAAGUUCUCUUUAAUUUUUGCGACUGCUGCCAGCAAUACUAUGCAAUGUGUGUUGGGUUGUUUCAGGGAGCUGUGUGAGCGGCCUCGGGAGAUGACGAUCUCGGCUGUUGCUGGAGCUUGGGGCAGGGACUGUGUUUUCUCCCCCUUCCCGGCCCUUCUGAGCUCGUGGGUGGGUUGGGGAGGGCGGCUCCCCCAAAACCACCUUGUGCUUGUGAUCCGCCCUCCCCGGGUCCCCGGCCCAGUGCGGGGGGAGCAGCAGCAGGGACCCCCCCGCAGGCGCCUCCACACCCCGCAGAGGGCGCCUUCAGAGGAAAAAACAAGCAAACACAUCCAUCUUGAUUGUACGUUGUUACUUUUUAGAGCUUAUUCUGUUUUAUCAGUUGUAGAUAAUUCCUUGUUGUCUUAUAUUAAGAAAUACUUGAAUGACGUACAGUACGCGAUGCCUUGAGCUGGUGUUGUGGACGCUGUUGACGCUGCACGCCGCAGCCUUUUGUUUUCAAACAGAACCAUGGGAAGGGACGGCGGGGGGGACGUCUCUGAAAUUGUUUUGUCCCCCCCGCGCUUCUGUUGGCAAGUGGAGUUUCUCCCUUUUCCCAUGCCUAAGACCGGUCUCCAUGUCUGUCUGAAGCACGCAGUUGUGAAGGCCGGCGUGCGGCCGGUGCGGAGCGGGACGUUGUCACCGUGGCUGUCGGUACCGGGGGAUGGAGGCGCCACCCGGGCUCUUUGCGGGGUGUUCGGCCCAGGCUUGGCUUUGCGUUUCGGCUUGGGGGGUUUGCUUUGACCAUGGGACGGGCGCUCCGGAGCGGGGCUGAGUGUUUUGGUGGAGCUUGAGGUGCUCCAGAGCGGGGCUGAGUGCUUCAGGGGAGUCUGGACUGCUCUGGAGGGGGGGUCAGCCCCGAAACGCCGCAGCCCCGCGUGGGCACCCAUGGUGGCGCGGGACGUGCCGGUGGCGCGGGACGUGCUGGUUCCGGCUCGGUCCCCACUCCCGGGGGUUUCCAGACAGAUGCUCCCGACCCGCAGCCACGCGGGGCAGCGCCCGGCCCAGCCCCCUCGCCAGCGCCCUUCGUCCUCUUCCUCUCUCGGGCCUUUCUCCCCAUAGAGUGUCUGCUGGGAAAACAACUUCAAAAAAAUGUUGUGUUUUUUUUUUUUAAAGCUGGGAAUUUUAAGUGUUUUGGCUCCCCCUCCCCCCGGCCGCCGAACUCGACUCAGAGCUGGUUGGAGCGUUGGCGGUGGAGCUGACCUCCCUUCGCCGAGCAGGAGCAGCUUCCUCCGCCGCGCAGCCGCGGGCGCCUGCCAGAGCCGGUUCCGGGAGCCGCGUCGGGGGGUUUGUGCAACAGCGGCCUCUGCUCGGGCUGGAAACAACCCUGGAAAAACAAAAAACCACAAAAAAGAACAAAAAAAGAGAAAACCACACAAAAACAAGCACUUUACUGUAUGUACCAGGUGAACUGAUACAGCUGAGUUGAAGUUUUCCUUUAUAACAAUUGUUGAUGCCAGAAUUUUGUAUUCUGUUUUGUAAGAAUUUAAUAAAAAUGCAUUGAGA
Messenger RNA from Columba livia (rock pigeon), 4830 nucleotides. RefSeq names its product MAPK interacting serine/threonine kinase 2 (gene MKNK2). NCBI's taxonomy places the organism in Eukaryota, Metazoa, Chordata, Aves, Columbiformes, Columbidae. Gene Ontology annotation, cellular component: cytoplasm; nucleus. Gene Ontology annotation, molecular function: ATP binding; calcium/calmodulin-dependent protein kinase activity; calcium-dependent protein serine/threonine kinase activity. The record is from RefSeq and is a predicted model, not a curated record. Gene Ontology annotation, biological process: peptidyl-serine phosphorylation; intracellular signal transduction; protein autophosphorylation. The transcript is spliced from 13 exons. Bases 318 to 1730 code for a protein of 470 amino acids.